This is a messenger RNA of Brassica oleracea var. oleracea, 728 nucleotides long. Its product is annotated as GPI-anchored protein LORELEI-like. Bases 83 to 565 code for a protein of 160 amino acids. The transcript has 3 exons. NCBI's taxonomy places the organism in Eukaryota, Viridiplantae, Streptophyta, Magnoliopsida, Brassicales, Brassicaceae. The record is from RefSeq and is a predicted model, not a curated record.
ACGAAAAAACAAAAUAACAAAACAAAAAAACGUUUAGAAAAUCAAAUGUGACAAAGACAAAUACAAAGGAGGAAACAGAAGCAUGGAGAAUUCUCCUCGUUGUUUGGUUUCUCUUCUUUCAAUCAUACUCUUGUCUGGAUCCGCCUCGUCUCUCCACAUCUCUCUUGAUGAAUUUGAGUCACACCCAGCCACAAGCCGAGGUCUUCUUCAGGCAAAAACACCAUGCAAAGAAGAUUUUGCGAGCAAGAAUUACACAAUCAUAACGAAUAAAUGCAAAGGCCCAAAUUAUCCAGCCAAGGCAUGUUGCUCCGCCUUCAAGGACUUUGCUUGCCCAUUCGCGGAAGCUCUUAACGAUGAGAAGACAGAAUGUGCCUCCACAAUGUUCAGUUACAUCAAUAUAUAUGGUCGUUAUCCUCCGGGAAUAUUCGCAAACAUGUGCAAAGAAGGCAAAGAAGGGCUCGAUUGUACCGAUGUCAUGGCCGCCACAUCAUCUUCUUAUGCAGUGAUCCCUCUUGUCUCCACACACGCAUUGCUUUUCACCGUUCUCCUGUUUUGCCUCUUCUAAAGACUUUUCCUAUAUAUGUUACCGCAUGAGAUAUAUUACAUAUGAACAUUUCGUUGUUAAUUAGUUGGUGAGCCACCCCGUUAUUUUUUUUCAUGCAAAGUCAUUGAUGUACAUUUUUCGAUUUUGUUUAGGCUCUCGUGAACUAUUUGUUUUUCUUUUUGUU